AAAUCCUUGUCUUGACUGCACUCCGUUUCCCCAGCCCCAAAGCCUCAGAUACUGAACGGACGAGGGACUUCGGACAUGGGCUCCUCUGUGCGCCGCUGGGUGGUACAGCGGCCGCCGCUGCCACUUUUAGGACGCCUGCUCUUUUGCUGCAGUCUCUUCUUCUCAGGACUGGCCCAAGAACGCCCGACUACUUGCCGUUGUUUGGGAAAACGAUUGGAUUGCAGCCGCCUCAAACUGAGAGAAGUCCCCGCACUGUUUCCCAGCAGGACGGUGCAGCUUGAUCUAAGCCACAAUAGAUUGUCUUCAAUCAACUCUAGUUCUUUGAGUCAUCUUUAUAAUCUGCGAGAAAUAAAACUGAACAACAAUGAAUUGGAAGCUAUUCCAAAUCUUGGACCUACUUCAGUAAACAUUACUUUCCUUUCUCUGAUAAAUAACAAGAUCACGAACAUUCUGCCUGAAGAACUGAAACUAUUUCAAUCCCUCGAAACUUUAGAUCUCAGUAACAACAAUAUUUCUGUGCUUGAGAUGGGGUCAUUUCCUCCACUGGUGCUCAAAAACCUCCACAUUAGCAACAAUCGGAUAGUUUCACUGGAUCCAGGCAUUUUUGACAACUUGGCUAACACACUUCAAGUCUUAAAGUUGAACAAGAACCGCAUUUCAACCAUUACACAGAAAAUGUUUAAACUUCCCCAUCUCCAACAUCUAGAGAUGAGCCGUAACAGAAUUAAAAAAAUAGACGGACUUACUUUUCAAGGACUGCCUUCUUUGAAAUCAUUAAAAAUACAGAAAAAUGGGCUUGUUUGGCUCAUGGAUGGAGCUUUUUGGGGAUUAAGUAACAUGGAAAUUCUGCAGCUGGAUCAUAACAACCUAACAGAGAUUUCCAAAGGCUGGCUUUAUGGCUUGUUGAUGUUACAGCAGCUUCAUCUUAGCCAAAAUGCAAUCAGCAGGAUCAGACCUGAUGCCUGGGAGUUUUGCCAAAAACUCAGUGAGCUUGAUUUAAAGUAUAAUAAUUUAGCAAAACUAGAAGAUUCAAGCUUUGUUGGUUUAAGCCUACUGGUAAGGCUGGAUAUUGGAAACAACAAAGUCAGCGACAUUGCAGAUUGUGCGUUCCAGGGACUAUCCAGUUUACAAAUUCUAGACCUUAGAAAUAAUGAAAUCUCAUGGACAAUUGAAGAUAUGAAUGGUGCUUUCUCUGGACUUGACAAACUUAGAUGGCUGCUACUCCAAGGGAACAGAAUUAGGUCUAUUACUAAGAAAGCAUUUUCUGGUCUGGAUGCACUUGAACACCUAGAUCUAAGUAAUAAUGCAAUAAUGUCAAUUCAAGAAAACACAUUUUUACAAAUGAAGAAUCUUAAAGAAUUAUAUAUAAACACAUCAAGCCUUUUGUGCGAUUGCCAGCUGAAAUGGCUACCUGAGUGGCUAAUAGACAAUAAAUUCCAGACUUUUGUAAAUGCCACAUGUGCUCAUCCUCAGGCAUUAAAAGGAAGAGAUGUUUUUGCUGUCAGCCUAGAAGGUUUUGUAUGUGAUGAUUUUCCCAAGCCACAGAUAACUGUCCAACCUGAAACUCAGUCAGCAGUCAAAGGCUCCAAUUUAAGUUUUAUUUGUUCAGCAGCCAGUAGCAGUGAUUCCCAGAUGACUUUUGCAUGGAAAAAGGAUAAUGAAUUAAUAGGUGAUGCUGAAAUGGAGAAUUAUGCCCACCUUAGGGCACACGGUGGUGAAGUGAUGGAGUACACCACCAUCCUUAGGCUGCACAAUGUUGAAUUCAGUAAUGAAGGAAAAUACCAGUGUGUUAUAUCCAAUCACUUUGGCUCAUCGUACUCUGUCAAGGCAAAACUUACAGUGAACAUGUUUCCAUUGUUUACCAAGAUGCCCAUGGAUCUUACAAUCCGCACAGGGGCAACAGCACGGCUAGAGUGUGCUGCUGUUGGUCAUCCCAUGCCCCAGAUUGCUUGGCAGAAGGAUGGUGGUACUGACUUCCCUGCAGCACGCAAGAGACGUAUGCAUGUGAUGCCUGAGGAUGAUGUCUUUUUUAUUGUGGAUGUCAAAAUUGAGGAUACAGGUCUUUACAGCUGCACAGCUAAGAAUACUGCAGGAAGUAUUUCUGCAAAUGCGACAUUAACAGUAUUAGAAACACCCUCCUUUUUGAGACCGUUGCUGGAUCGAACUGUGAUGAAAGGUGAAACAGCAGUCUUGCAGUGCAUUGCUGGGGGCAGCCCAUCUCCUUGGUUGAAUUGGACCAAAGAUGAUCGCACCUUAGCAGUGACAGAAAGGCAUUUCUUUGCUGCGGGAAAUCAGUUGCUUAUUAUUGUAGACACAAACUUUGAAGAUGCUGGGAAAUAUACAUGUGAAAUGUCUAACACACUUGGAACCGAGAGAGGCAAUAUUCUCCUAAGUGUGAUUCCUACUCCUACCUGUGAUUCUCCUCAAAAUGCUGCCCUGUCUCUCGAUGAUGAUGGAUGGGCUACUGUGGGAGUAGUGAUCAUAGCUGUGGUGUGCUGUGUGGUUGCCACUUCCCUUGUGUGGGUGGUCAUCAUAUACCACACAAGAAGGAGAAAUGAAGAUUGCAGUGUCACAAACACAGAUGAGACAAACUUACCUGCAGAUAUUCCAAGCUAUCUGUCAUCCCAAGGAACUUUAGCUGAAAAACAAGAUGGAUAUGGGUCAUCAGAGAAUGGAAGCCAGCAUCACUUUGUACAAUCAUCUCCCAUGGGUAGAUAUUUCUUUCAACAGAGAGAAAGCAACGGAUGUUGUCAUACAGAUAGUUGUAGUGAAAAUGACUUGGAAGCUGUAAUGGAUCCAUUCUUUUGCCAUUAUCUGGGAACUUCAGGAAGCCUGCAUUUAAAAGAAAAUUUAUGUAACCCAGAAAUGUUUGAAACAUACCAUACAGGAACAUUUGGAAAACCUAUAUGGAAGCCUCAGAUUGAUUCUUUGCCAAGCUAUAAGCAGUCCUCAGUUUUGCAGCCAAAGGCCUCCCAACAUUAUUCUAAGGAAUCAUUGGAUUUUGACUUGGAGUUUGAAGGGGGUAAUAAAAUGGGUAGGACCUUUCCUGAAGUGGACAAUUGCAACUUUAUUUGUGGGCAAUCAACUGAAAACUAUAGGACUUCUAUUUUUCAAUCUUUUGACUUAGAUACAUAGUUUGCCAUCAGUGCCAGCCCAAAAUCAGCUCAUGAACCAAGAACUAUACUACCUCAAAGUGAACAUUAUUUAAAAAGAAACUUCUUGUACUUUAAAAGAGAUUUAUGAUUUUAUACAGAUGCAGUUUUAUUUGCAAAAUGCAUUAUAUCAGGAAGAUUAUACAUACCUUAUAUUUCUGAUGUGUAUGGUUUUGUUUAACCAAACUGUAUUUUUGUAAAUUAAUGGUGUCAAUAAUAACUAUGCAUUUGUUACUGACA
Pseudonaja textilis is the source of this 3392-nucleotide messenger RNA. RefSeq names its product leucine rich repeats and immunoglobulin like domains 3 (gene LRIG3). Gene Ontology annotation, molecular function: protein binding. NCBI's taxonomy places the organism in Eukaryota, Metazoa, Chordata, Lepidosauria, Squamata, Elapidae. The record is from RefSeq and is a predicted model, not a curated record.